GCGACACCCAAGUGCAAGUACGGGGUUUUCUUCCCCGAGCAUACUGGCUACCUCUACGUGAGGAAGUUAGCACCAGGUAACGAAGGCGGCGUGGCGCUUGUUCGAUCCAUUACUGACGGAAUGCAGUGUGUUAGGAAGAGUACACAUCCCCAAGACCAUAAGGAUCCCGAAAGCAAAAUUGCUGAGGUACAGUUUCAUCGUCCCCAUCCUUUGAUCCCAUGUCUCAUUUGGUCUCAGGAUCAUAAAGUACUAAAUAUAGAUCAUAAGGACCACAACACAUUCAAAUCGACGGUGAUGAUUCACAAGUACUGCAAUGGUGGUACUCUUUACAACCUUGCUUGUUGGUGCAGUGCGGAUCCCGAGCCCAGAAAGUUGCCUGAGGCGCUGAUAUGGCGCAUGCUAGACCAGCGAAUCCAGACGUGGCUGUACUUGAUCAACAGCGAGCCCAGCACGACGCGUCUGGACUGUCAUAUGAACAACGUCUUCCUUCACUAUGAGGAUGGAGCCAAGUUGCCAGACUUUUACACUGGCGACCUAGGGCAUGCAAAACUCAUUGAUCCUAUCAUCUGGCAAGAGCCCUCACCCAACCUCUUCGGCCCCACGGCCUGGCCUGCAUUUCGGAGGAUUGGCCCGCUCGACCGCCUUGAUCGCAUCGUUACGGACCCUAACAAGCGACAAUCAUAUUUGGGUACGAUAGCGGAAAUCUCCUCUGACUUUAGUCACAUUUGGUACGCUCUCGUUGCUUUAAUGUUUCGAAUUGAUGUGGAAGAAAAUGAUCCGGACGACGAGGAGAUGAGAGAUCAGGCCAAGGCGUUACAAGAGUGGUCUCCCGAACUUUUCGAGUGCGAGGAGCGAAUCCGAGCCAUCAAAGGUUUCUGGGAAGGCGAAAAGUUCACCCGGUACAACGAAUUGGACACCCUGAGGUUUCAAAUCGCCCAAAUGGCACAGCGAAGCGCGCAGGCUGAUCCUCAAGCAGACACGACAAGCCAUCUCAGGUCUCUGGACACGUUCAGCUACGAGGAUGACAUCUUCGGCGACGAAGAAUUUCCUUUGGACGGUGCGCUUCUUCAAGAAUACAGAGGUGCGCAUUCUGGCUCGGGGCGACCAUGCGUUUUCGACUCCAGAGUCCCAUUGCUGCAGCUAGCCAGUGCCUGGCCAGAACCAUGGCGCAUCGCUCGCAUCGAAGAGAACACGGACAGGGUUUUCGGUGUCGAGAAGAUGACAUACAGCUUC
This is a messenger RNA of Exophiala aquamarina CBS 119918, 1233 nucleotides long. RefSeq lists its product as uncharacterized. The annotation marks the transcript as partial. The record is from RefSeq and is a predicted model, not a curated record. NCBI's taxonomy places the organism in Eukaryota, Fungi, Ascomycota, Eurotiomycetes, Chaetothyriales, Herpotrichiellaceae. The transcript has a single exon.